Molecule: messenger RNA, 1086 nt
Organism: Lotus japonicus
Lineage: Eukaryota; Viridiplantae; Streptophyta; Magnoliopsida; Fabales; Fabaceae
Product: vacuolar protein-sorting-associated protein 37 homolog 1
Exons: 7
Coding region: 105-776 (223 amino acids)
Biological process (GO): ubiquitin-dependent protein catabolic process via the multivesicular body sorting pathway; protein targeting to membrane; protein targeting to vacuole
Cellular component (GO): ESCRT I complex
Source: RefSeq, a predicted model, not a curated record
AUUAUAGGAAGCAACGAUCGUCCUCGCUUUCCUUCAAGCACCGUCUCUAAACUCUCGAGGGUUCACGUUGCUUCUUCUUCUUCGGUUGGUGAAACCAGUAAGCAAUGUUCAGAUUCUGGGGAUCGCAAGAGCAGCAGCAGCAGCAACAACAACAACCGCAGGAUGGUUCUUCUUCACAGUCGUGGUAUCCGCCGUCCGUGACGAGCUCGCCGAGGCCAGCCACGCCGACUUCCUCUUCGUCUUCAUCUCAACAGAGGCCUUCUUCGCAUGUUCCUCCUGCUGAAGCCGCUGGGAUUAUUUCUGCUUUGAAGGACAAGAGUGUUGAUGAGUUACGGAAGCUUUUAUCUGACAAAGAUGCAUAUCAACAGUUUUUAAAUUCGCUUGAUCAGGUCAAGAUUCAAAAUAAUCUGAAAGAUGAACUUUGCAAGGAGAAUUUGCAGCUUGCAGAGGAAAAUCUACAAAAGGAACCUCGUAUCAUGGAACUUAGGAACCAAUGUAGAAUAAUUCGGACAACCGAAUUAGCCACUGCUAAUGAGAAACUAAAUGAGCUUGAGAAGCAGAAGGAAGAAAUGAUGAAGUUGAACUCCCCUGCAUCUCUCCUCCAAAGGAUUCAAGAGUCUAUAAAUAAGACAGAUGAGGAAUCGGAAAAUCUGCACCAGAAUCUCCUUGACGGAGAGAUUGACCUCGGAGCCUUUUUGCAGAAAUACAAGAAGCUACGUACCACUUAUCACAGGAAAACGCUCAUACAUCUGGCUGCUAAAACAUCAACUAUAUGAGCACAACCCUUUGAAAUAUGGAAAUUAAAGAAGUAACUCCUUGAUUUGGCUCGAAUGCAUUUGAUUUUUGGUUCAUUCUUGUCAAUAGUUGGCACUGGUCAAAGUUACUCUUGUUACCAAUUAUGUAAGAUGUCGUUUGGAUUGAGCUAUGAGCUAUCUAUGAUCAAGUGAGAAACAUUUAUUUGUACAGCUUUAGAAUUGAGAUUGUUCACCAAACUUUGGUGACUUGUAUUCAUAAUACAUCUAUUUUCGUUUGGGUAUUCCGUAUUCAUAAAAUGAGAUUGUUCACUUGGUGACUUGUAUUCAUAAA